Messenger RNA from Aedes albopictus (Asian tiger mosquito), 3490 nucleotides. It is a transcript of the gene Bre1, whose product is annotated as E3 ubiquitin-protein ligase Bre1. Gene Ontology annotation, molecular function: metal ion binding; ubiquitin protein ligase activity. NCBI's taxonomy places the organism in Eukaryota, Metazoa, Arthropoda, Insecta, Diptera, Culicidae. Gene Ontology annotation, cellular component: nucleus; HULC complex. Bases 219 to 3170 code for a protein of 983 amino acids. The record is from RefSeq and is a predicted model, not a curated record. The transcript is spliced from 6 exons.
UAGCAGUGCUGCCAGCGCACUUCGGAAGCUUUUUCAUUCCAGUUUUGUGUAUGUGUCGAGUCGGUCUGAAGGGGAGAGUGCCGCACAAAUUUCCAUAGAAAGUUAUUAAAAAUUGUUACAAUUUCGUUCAAAACGUAUUCUUUAUGUUGCCGAAAAGUAUUUCGUUCUAGUUGAUCAUCUCGCAACCGAUCCCCACUAGAAACCGUCGGUUUGGCAAGAUGUCAAAACGGGCGGCAGACGACGCUGCCGGAAGUGGUGCCACUCCCGGCAGCGGGGGCGGAGCACCGCCUCCGAUCAAGAAAGUCCACUUCGAGCCCCACCUGAUCGGGCCGAUCUCGACCCUGGAGGAGAUGGACAUCAAGGUGCUGCAGUUCCAGAACAAGAAGCUGGCCCAGCGCAUCGAGCAGCGGGUCCGUUGCGAGGCGGAACUCCGGCAGCGGAUCGAACAGCUGGAGAAGCGCCAGACGCAGGACGACGCCGUCCUGAACGUGGUCAACCGGUACUGGAACCAGCUGAACGAGGACAUCCGGGUGCUGCUGCAGCGGUUCGACGCGGAGACGGCCGACGAGUCGGAGAAUAAGAACGAAAAUGAGGUCACCACCUCAUUCCUGAUGCAGUUGUCCACCUGGGACAAGGAGGAGCUGGAUGACAAGCUGGCCAACCGGGUGCAGGUGUCCAAACGGGCCGUGGCGAAAAUCGUGCAGGUGUUCGAUCGCCUCAUGCAGCGCAAUGAGAAGAUUACUCGUGCAAUGCAUGGCGAAUCGGAGGAUCCCGAGGCAAACGUUCCGGACAUGGACGAAACGCUGCGCCAGAGCUACACCGAGGUCAUGGCGGAGAAUCGCAACCUGCAGACGCAGAACACGCUGCUGCAUGAGAAGUUUCACACGAUUUCGCUCAAGAUGAGCGAAAUCCAGGACAUGCUCAACGGCAAGGAAACGGAAUCGGCUGAGCUGAAGAAUCAAAUCGACGACCUGCAGUACGAGCUGGAGAAGGUACGCUGCCGGAACGACAAACUGGAGAACCAUCUGGCGGAGGCGAUCGAGAAGCUGAAGGCGUACCACCAGUUGCAUGGCGAUAUCUCCAGCAAGGACGAGAACAAACAUUCGACGUCGACGUCUAGUUCAACCAAAGGUGGAUCCAUGACCAGCGUCGCGGCGCAGCAUUUGGAAGAUCUGCAGAAAGAGUUGGAAGAAUACAAAGAGCUAGCGAACAAUCGACUGCAGGAGCUGGACAAACUGCACGUACAGCAUCGGGAAGCGCUGAAGGAAGUCGAAAAACUCAAGAUGGACAUCCGCCAGCUGCCCGAGUCGGUUAUCGUCGAGACGACGGAGUACAAGUGCCUGCAGUCGCAGUUCUCCGUUCUGUACAAUGAGUCGAUGCAAAUCAAGACGCUGUUGGACGAGAGCCGGAAUCAGUUGCAGACGAGCAAGAAUCAGCAUUUGAGGCAGAUCGAGAUGAUGGAAAGCGAGGAACUGAUUGCACAGAAGCGUGUCCGUAGCGAUAUGAUCCAAAUGGAAGAUGUCCUGUCGCAAAUCCGCAAAGAGUACGAGAUGCUAAGGAUUGAGUUUGAGCAGAAUAUGGCGGCUAAUGAGCAGACGGCGCCAAUCAAUCGGGAGAUGCGUCAUCUGAUAACGUCGCUGCAGAACCAUAACGGACAACUGAAGGGAGAAGUCCAACGGUACAAGAAGAAGUACAAGGAAGUUUCGGCCGACAACGUCAAGCUGCGAAAGGAACUCGAGGAUACCACGGCGAAGUUGACGACUCUUCAGGAGCAACAGCAGGCAGAGGUGAAGAAAGAAAACGAGCAAGCGUCGGCUGCUUCAGGGAUCAAGGAAGAACCUGGAUCGUGUGACGGCCAAGGUUCGAUAAAGGAGGAGGACCCAAAUGAUCCGACUUCUGGAGCGAUCAAAUCAGAAUCCGGCGAAGAAGGGGAUGGCUGCGAUCCAAAUGGUGUGAAAAAGGAAGAGAUCGGUCCGGAUGGAAAGCCGAUCAAAUCGGAAGCUCCCGGAACGCCCAAGGGAGACAGCAAGGAACGGGCCAAGAGCGCCGAGUCAGACUUGGUUCGUGACUUGAGGAAUCAGCUGAAAAAAGCGCUGAACGAUCAGAAGGAGAUGAAACUGCUGCUGGAUAUGUACAAAGGAGUAUCAAAAGAGCAGCGAGAUAAAGUUCAACUGAUGGCAUCGGAGAAGAAAAAGUGCGCCGAAAUCGAAGACUUGAAGAACCAACUGAAGAAGGUUCAGGAAAGCAAGCGGGAGGACAGGAAGAAGCUGGCCGACGAGGAAGCUCUCAGGAAGAUCAAGCAACUGGAGGAGCAAAAGUAUGAGUUGCAAAAGCAGGUUCAAAACCAAAAGCAACCCGACAGUGCGUGGAGUAGCGGUUACCGACCGUUCGUUGGAUCGCAUGUAGAAGAAGAAGCGUUGCUUAACGAGAUGGAAGUUACGGGACAAGCGUUCGAGGACAUGCAGGAGCAAAACUCAAGAUUAAUUCAGCAACUGCGCGAAAAGGAUGAUGCCAACUUUAAGCUUAUGUCUGAUCGAAUAAAAGCCAAUCAGAUGCAUAAAUUACUGCGCGAGGAAAAGCAAGUGCUGGAAGAUCAGGUCACGACUCGCGACACCCAGAUCGAAGCAAUGCAUGUAGUACUGCGUAAGCUGGAGGAAAAGGAACGAAUCCUGCAGAACACGGUGACCACGAUCGAGAAGGAACUGGUCGCCCGUCAACAGGCGAUGGAAAUGCACAAACGGAAAGCAAUCGAGUCCGCCCAGUCGGCUGCCGAUCUGAAGCUGCAUCUCGAAAAGUACCACGCCCAAAUGAAGGAAGCCCAGCAGGUGGUGGCCGAAAAGACGAGCUCUCUGGAAGCGGAAGCGUACAAAACCAAACGGCUCCAGGAGGAACUGGCCCAGUUCAAGCGCAAGGCGGAACGCAUGAAGAAGAUCGAAAUGUCCGGCACCACGAUCGACGAGGUCAUGCUGGAGGAAAUUCGCGAGUACAAGGAAACGCUCACCUGCCCGUCCUGCAAGGUCAAACGGAAGGAUGCCGUACUGUCCAAGUGUUUCCACGUGUUCUGUUACGACUGUUUGCGAACCCGGUACGAAACGCGACAGCGCAAGUGCCCCAAGUGCAAUUGUGCGUUCGGCGCCAACGACUACCACCGGUUGUACUUGUCGACGUAAGGAGGUUAGUCUCUGUCCUUUAUCUUCUUCCAAUGCCAACUCUUUAUUUAUAGACAGACUUUUUUUGUUUAAGAUUUUUUGUUUCUGUAUAUGAUGAUGCUGUUUCGCCCCCUCAGUUUGUCGGGGUGCAUUUCUUAGGUGUCUUGAACGAAAAAAGGCGAUGCAUAGCUGGUAGCUUUAUGCAUUCUUUGAGAUACGAAAUUGUGAAUUUUCUCAAAACCCAAUAAAAUUGUGUUACGAUUGUGUUCUCUGUCAUCCUGCGGACGAUGAUGUUAAAAAUACAUUGAUCUUUGUCUCACUUUUUACGAGAUACCAUCCCA